AUGGCUUUGUCGACGGUUUCGGCGGUACACGUGUCGCCGAAGACAGUGUGCAAGGCCAUCACCUCGCCGGGCGUGACAAACAAUUGCAAGUUCAUGGAGGCUGCAAAUGCGCUGAACAACAACCUCGGCAGGAAGCUGAGCGUUUCGAAGUCGUUCCGCCUCGGCGACCUCGACGUGACCUGCUCCCUGCGCAGCCCCGACGUUGACCCGCACAGCCGCUGCGGCACCCAGCUCGUGCCCAUCAACGUGCAGCGCCAUGAGCCGCUCGCGAGGAUAGAAGACGCCAAGCUGGACCAGCUCGUCGACGAGUUCAAGCUCGAGGGGACCCUGGUACUUGACGGAGCGAACACUUUGAUGGGCAGCGUCUGCGUGGACAUGCCGAAGGUGUGCCAGUACGCAGUGACCGCCCGCGGAAAGACGGUCAGUCAGGGCGUCCUGGACUUCGCCGACACGCUGCGGCGCUUGGACUUUGCGUAUCAGCACGCGGACCUGGUGCUGCACGCCGCCCACAACAACCGCUCGCACGAGACCUCCGUGGAGCUUCUGAAACGGAUGGAGGACAUGUACAUCCUGCAGGGCAAGUACGUCCACAUCACCCCCAAGGUCGAGCUGGUGUUCCACCCGGGCCUGAGUCCGAAGUCGAACUUCGGCCUCGGCAUUCAGCGCGGCAAGGACUCCAUCACCCCCAUAUUCUACCCGAUGGAAAAGAAGGUCGAGGUCCUGGUCGAGAAGACCAUCACCGACGGACUGAAGGCGGGGCUGUUCUGGAGCAAGGACAACCGACUCUACAUCAACCUCAGCCUCAGCAUGCCAUGGGGGAAGAACGGGUGGCAAAACAUCGCAUUCAGGUUCGUAUUCCCCGAGGUGGCCAAGUCGCACGUCCACAUGUUGAACGAGGUCAAAUUCUGA
Babesia bigemina is the source of this 909-nucleotide messenger RNA. RefSeq names its product membrane protein, putative. The transcript is spliced from 4 exons. NCBI's taxonomy places the organism in Eukaryota, Apicomplexa, Aconoidasida, Piroplasmida, Babesiidae. The record is from RefSeq and is a predicted model, not a curated record. Bases 1 to 909 code for a protein of 302 amino acids.